CAGGAUCUCUGGGCCAGCCCAGAAAGUUCCAGACUCAAGGAGUCAGAGAUUGAAAACACAUGUCUACUACAACUUGUGGAUUUGUGCCUCAAAUGAACUUCAUCUCGAAGGUCGGUACAAGGAGACUGAAAAACUGUUUGGGACUCGGCAUAUUGUUUACUCUUCUGUUACUGUUCAUGGUGUUUGUGAGGUUUUCUGAAAGCCCUCUGAGGAAAUAUCAGCUUCCUCCUGCUGCAAAGCCAGAACCUGGAGACCAUGUAGACACCUCCCUGGAUCUCAGCUCCCGAACCGAUGUGACGACAUCGACGGACUGGGGAGCUCCCAUUUUGUGGGACGGGAUGUUUGAUCCUGACACCUACGACAAGUAUCACCAAAAAAUGGGCACCUCUGUGGCACUGACUGUGUUCGCCGUCGGGAGAUAUCUGGAAGCGUACCUGAUGGAUCUGCUGUCCUCAGCGGAACUCCACUUCAUGGAGGGUUUACCGGUGACGUACUACGUGUUCACCGACGCCCCAGAGAACGUGCCGGGGCUCCAGCUGAAGACUGGCCGGGCCCUGGAGAUCAUCAAGAUCAAGAGGCACGAGCGCUGGGAGGACAUCUCCAUGAUGCGCAUGGAGACCCUCGCAGACGCCGUCCAGACACGCAUCCGUCACGGCCACCGGUACGUCUUCUGCCUGGACGUGGACAUGGUCUUUGCCGGUCGCUUCGGCUCGGAGGCACUCGGGGAGUCGGUUGCCCUGCAGCACUCCUCCUUCUACAACACCCCCAAGGUAAGGUACACCUACGACCGCAACCCCAACUCCACGGCCUGCAUGGAGACUGGGGACCUGUACUACCACGCGGCCGUGUUCGGGGGCACGUGGGAGUCCGUGGCGAACCUGACCGAGAGCUGUCACCGGGACAUAAUGACGGACAAGAGGAAGGGGGUGGAGGCUCUGUGGCACGACGAGAGCCACCUCAACAAGUACUUCUGGCUCAACAAGCCCAGCAGAGUGCUCUCGCCAGAGUACGGCUGGAACCCCCUCAACGGGCCCAGCCGAGAGAUACACGUCAAGCGGCUGCUCUGGGCUGAGAAACACUACAGCAGACUCAGAACCUAGAGGUACCAUGGACCAAAAAUAAAACAAAAAUAAUAUAUAUCACAAAACAAUUGCAAAACAGUGAUGGCCUUCAAUCGAGUAUUGAAACUCUACAGGGCUCUGUUAAUUACAUUUUCGAGGAAAUCAAAAGCAUGAGAGACAAGAUUGCUCAUACAAACACGAGAGUGAGCAGCUCGGAAGAAAAGACGCGUUCUUGAUCUUCCACGCUAUAAACGGUGCUGGAACUUGCGAUUGUCUGCCAUUUCCGAAGUGAAGGGGGAGGACAUUAG
This is a messenger RNA of Conger conger (European conger), 1369 nucleotides long. RefSeq names its product alpha-1,3-galactosyltransferase 2-like. Gene Ontology annotation, molecular function: hexosyltransferase activity. The transcript is spliced from 6 exons. Gene Ontology annotation, cellular component: membrane; Golgi apparatus; vesicle. Gene Ontology annotation, biological process: carbohydrate metabolic process. The coding region runs from base 60 to 1100 and encodes 346 amino acids. The record is from RefSeq and is a predicted model, not a curated record. NCBI's taxonomy places the organism in Eukaryota, Metazoa, Chordata, Actinopteri, Anguilliformes, Congridae.